Molecule: messenger RNA, 927 nt
Organism: Phoenix dactylifera (date palm)
Lineage: Eukaryota; Viridiplantae; Streptophyta; Magnoliopsida; Arecales; Arecaceae
Product: pectinesterase/pectinesterase inhibitor 3-like
Biological process (GO): negative regulation of catalytic activity
Molecular function (GO): enzyme inhibitor activity
Source: RefSeq, a predicted model, not a curated record
UUCAUCUCUGGCCUCACUUUACCAUGGCUGCAACCAUGAGGCCAGGAAACACCCUCCUCCUCCUGCUUGCCAUCUCCUCUGCCCUCCUCCCCCUCGCCUCCCACGCCGCCGUCCCCAAUGUCGGCUCCCACGGCAAGCCCCUCCCCCCGGUUGACCCUCGGAUCGUCCCCUUCUGCAACCAGACCCACCACCCCGAAAUCUGCAUCAACUCGGCCCGCCUCUACGCCGGCAAGCUCCAGGUCAUCGACGCCACCAACGUGUUCAACAUAUUAAUCGAGGCGCUCCAAGACCGCAUCCAUGUCGUCGCCGCCAGGACCAAAGCGAUGUCCCAGAGGCAGACGUCCAACAAGGUGCUCACUUGCAUCAAAUCCUGCCUCGAAUAUUAUAACGACGCCAUGGACAACACCAAGGAAGGGGUGGAGGCGUUCGUCGCGCGCGACGUAGGGACAUUCGUCACCAGAUUCAGCUCGGCCAUCACCAUGUUCAGCACUUGCAACGACGGCUUCGAAGAAUUCUCGCUUCCGAACCCGCUGGAACAUCACAAUAACCGGUUGAUGAACAUGGCUGGCAACUGCAUCGCCGUCGGCAAAAUGACCUUUAAAGAUGUGUAUUAAGCGGCCGAAGUGCUUUCUCUCUGCUUCUGCUCUUCCGCAAGUGUUACAAGUGCUGCUGCUUGUUUUGAAGAAGGGUACUGGACCGACGGUGGGUUUUUAUGUUGUGUUCUUUUUUCUUCUUUUCUUCUGCGUUUCUCUCCUUCCUUUGAGUUGACUGUGAUGGCUACGGGUGUCUCCGGAAUAUGAGAGGGCAGCUACUUAAUUCCCAUGACCAUAAAUUUCUCCUCCAUCAAUCCAUAUAUAUUCAUCAAUAACCUUCGCAAUGUCCUUACGAGUCUCGUAAUAAUUAACUCUGUGAUGAUUGAAUUAUUCA